UUCGUAAGAUUGACGUUGAAGGUUUUCCGCGAAUCUACUCUUUUAGUGGUUCCAAUUGAGAGUUUCAAGGUCCCCUUGGUAACGUCAAAUUCUAAAGCUCUAGUUUUCUUCGUUUUCCAUGUGCAAUCAAACAUCAUCCUCGCUUCACCCAGCACUCCGUCCGUCUCGCACGUCGACGAACGGCUCUUCCAUCGUUUCCAAUCAAUCACCUCUUUCCCACAUGUCGUUGUGCACGGCGGCGGCCAUGGCGGCAACGGCUUCAUCUGAUGUGACCACGACAUUGUCGUACUGUGGCGGGCGACCAGACCACCCAACUGCCUUGGUAACUGACAGGAACACCGCUCUCAGUCUGCUCCUGCGGCUUCCGCUAGAGCUGCGGCUCAUGAUAUAUGAGUAUGCCACCUACGCUGGCAAACCCAUUUGGCCAGAGCAAGUAGCGCCUGGCUCAAACAAAUUCACCUGGGGAGAAAAUGAGGUCCAGCCAGCCUACAACCACCCUGGAUGGAGUAUGGACGUGAAAGUUCCCAAGGAGGGGGAUCGACUGGUGUUUCCCAAACUCGCCAUAGUCUGCCGCCAAAUCUAUCUCGAACUGGAGACAUGGCCAGUGUUCUACCGGGUCAACCAAUUCUGCUUUCGAGUGCCCAACUCAGGCCUGGUGCGUUCCUCGACGUGCGUGGACAAGAUAGGGCUGCAUCGUUUCCUGGCUGCACUCACACCAGCCCGACGGAAUAUGAUCCGCCACAUCAAGGUUUCAUCCUUUCAAUGCCUGGAACAGAUCGACAACAUACUCAACCCGCGUCCCGGAGUACAUCUCAUUCCUGACCAGCUCAUGCCCGACGACCUCUUCAUAUCUCGCCAGUUCUCGACCGUGCAGAGAAUGUCUGACACGUUCGUUCUCCUAACCCAGUGCACCCAGCUUCGAGAGCUCCAGCUCACUUCCAAAUUUGAGCCCAAUGGGAAGUGGACGAAACAGCCCUCCUCCCCCAACCCGCCGUGGGACUAUCUCAGCAACAUUCUUCAAUUAUGUCGUGAGGUGAUCCGAUUUCAAGGCGUUGGUUGGUCCUACUUCAGUCUGCCGGGUUUUCAAUACGUUGUGGCACUACCAGGCCUUGAUCUCGAUCUCUUCGACGGCCAGCACAUUCACAAGAUCCCAAAGGGGACGGAGGACUGGCUUAAGAGUACCGACCACCUGGACGAAAUCAACCAAGUCAAGGACAUCUUUACCUCUUACAAAAAGCGUGUCGCAUCAGAACCUGAGGCUCUGAAAAACCUCGUCAGUGACUUAAUGCUUCAGGACUCUGUACGAGCUUCCAAGCUUGACUUCCCGGGUGAGGCACGCAAGGCUCCAGAUCUCCAUGCUAUCCCCGGCCCGAUUUCCAAACGGACCCGGGGCCAGGCCAAAGGGCUGAGAGGUAUAUCCCGGUGGGGAACGCUUAACGAUGGCAAACAACAAAAAUAUGACCUCGAAGGUCGACUCGUGUGGAACAUAUCCAAAGUUUGCAAUGCGAGAUGGCGCGAGGACUGGGAGACCAUUGAGGUGGAGGUAGAAUGGCUGCAGCCUGGAAACGGUCCCGCGACCUCUUGGGAGGAGCUCUACACGAUCUCCACACGCUGGGGUCUCUUUACUCUCGAGAACUUUUACCGACACGUAUGGGGCAUGAACAGGAUCAACAUUGCAGAGGUUCUGCGAAUAUUACAAAGUCUUCCGACGCCCAAGGACGUCAUCGAUGCGGUCCAGACCAUUGGCUUUGGCGAGGACGAGUACACGCACUCCAAAAAUUGGAAGCAGACGAUCCGGCGCUGGAGAGAUUGGGACGUCAGGUGGAAAAGAGACAUCGAUAAAUUUGAAAAACUGGCGGCCAAGAUCAACCAGCAGCAACACCAAGUUGCGGCAAAGAAGGGCAGGCCGGCCAAGAGGCGCAGAUUGGCAAAAUGCGCGAAGACGGUCAAGUGCGCUUUGAGUACGGAGACCCUGCCGACGAUUGAAGUGAAGACACUCCCGACUAGAAGUACAAGCCUUGGGGUUGCAUACAACGCCUCGACUUAUCGCAACUGUCGACAAUCGCUGAAGGUUUGAAGAUGGCUCAAAUAUCCCAGUGACUAGCCUAUAUUCGAGGAUGAUCGGCCACGACGCGACGUGACAUAGAGCGAG
Pseudomassariella vexata is the source of this 2152-nucleotide messenger RNA. RefSeq lists its product as uncharacterized. The record is from RefSeq and is a predicted model, not a curated record. Bases 119 to 2077 code for a protein of 652 amino acids. NCBI's taxonomy places the organism in Eukaryota, Fungi, Ascomycota, Sordariomycetes, Amphisphaeriales, Pseudomassariaceae. The transcript has 2 exons.